Molecule: messenger RNA, 649 nt
Organism: Candidula unifasciata
Lineage: Eukaryota; Metazoa; Mollusca; Gastropoda; Stylommatophora; Geomitridae
Source: the annotation of a GenBank genome assembly
AUGACACAAAAUGUGGUCUCGCUUUUCAGUGUUACGCUACAAGUGUUCAUUAUCUUAUGCGUGGAUGUUAUCGGAGUCCGGGGGUUCAAAUACCAUGAAUUCUGCGCCACGCCGCCUACAGAUAUGAAAACCAGAUUUCCACUGUAUCGCCUUGAAGUGGAUACAAAGAUCGACGGGGUUCCUUGGGCAUACCGACAGAAUCACACACUGACAGUCUCAGUGAAGGCGCUCUACCAGAACUUCCCCAUCAAGCAAAUAUUCAUGUCGGUCCCAUCCAUGACCAAAGCCACAACAGAAGUCCCAGCAAGGAAGAUCCAUCUCGGAGAGUGGAAAUGGGAUAUGAAGGGCGGAAUGAUACCGGUUGAUUGCUCCAACGCUACUGGAGGAAUCGGCAACGGCGCCAAUGCACUGAGAAAUCUGUGGUGGUACAGUGGCGGUUUCUAUAAUGUCACGGGACAGUGGGACCCGAUCAACACGAUUACUAACGCGUACAGCGUCGACAUGAUUCAAUUUGAGGUCUAUAUCUCACCUGACCCAGAGGAAACAUCGUCGCCAACAGGAACUUACAGCCCACCAUCUUCCCCCGCCAGAUGGGUAAAACUGGUUUCUGACAAAUACAUUAACUUGGAUUACAUUGAUCUUCAGCGAU